GUUGCUCUGAUUCUAAUCAAGUCUACAGUGAUCGCAGCUUUCGACGAUGCCACUAGAUCGGUUCGGCGCAUUCGCGAACAACGAGCGAACAGCAAGGGCCAGCUAUUGCCCGGAGACGCCGCCCAAAGUCUCCUAGCAUCACUUGCGUUAGGGUCUAUCAUUGUUCGUGACCAUUAUGAGCACGACCUCAAGCGCUUCGGAGAACCAUAUGCAUGUGGGGGAUAUACAAGCACGGGAUCGAACGAAGGACGUCUUGAUCACCCUACAGAUGUCCUUGAUAAUAAAUCUAAAGACCAUCUACAUGGAUGAGAUAGAGAUGGACUUUCAUAUGCUACAGGCCACAUCCGACGACUGUCGAGUGAACGCCAGGGUGUGUCUGGGCCAGUUGGCGCAGCGCUUGUCGGACUCGACGAAGGCAGAGGCGUCUUAUCCUCAACAAUCGGCAAAUUCGUCGGGCUGUUCUGGCUUCAUGCCUUCCCUGUCGCCCUCUCUGGGGUAUUCGAGCAGCCGCAGCACUUACUCCUCAACAGCCUUCCAAGCUUUUCGGAGGCCCGACGCCAUGACAGAACAGGUUGGAGAGCUGAAUAGGGGACUGCCGUUUUUCAGCCCAACAUUCGAGGAGCGCAAAAUGCUCGACACUCGCAAAAUGCCCAUGAGCUCUGCCGCUUCGCAGGGACGGCAUUUCCAUUCCGAUGCUCGCACCUCGGUCAACCCCCACAGAAUCGAAGAGAGCCAUGAUCGGAGCUUGUGUAGGAGGUCGUCCCAAACCCUGGCACUAGAUGACAAUAUCCUGCUGAUGUUCCCCCGACCUGGCGGACAACCCAUCCCG
Molecule: messenger RNA, 829 nt
Organism: Cladophialophora yegresii CBS 114405
Lineage: Eukaryota; Fungi; Ascomycota; Eurotiomycetes; Chaetothyriales; Herpotrichiellaceae
Exons: 2
Source: RefSeq, a predicted model, not a curated record